Messenger RNA from Entamoeba invadens IP1, 2772 nucleotides. Its product is annotated as structural maintenance of chromosome protein, putative. Gene Ontology annotation, molecular function: ATP binding; ATP hydrolysis activity. Gene Ontology annotation, cellular component: Smc5-Smc6 complex. The transcript has a single exon. NCBI's taxonomy places the organism in Eukaryota, Evosea, Mastigamoebida, Endamoebidae. The record is from RefSeq and is a predicted model, not a curated record. Gene Ontology annotation, biological process: double-strand break repair via homologous recombination. The annotation marks the transcript as partial.
UGUUAUAAGACGAAGUGGUACUUAAAUGGGCGUUCAGCAACACAGAAAGAAGUAUUGGACAAGUGUACAGAGUAUUGUAUAAUGGUCGACAAUUUGUGCCAAUUUCUUCCACAAGAACGAGUGUCUGCGUUUUCAUCACUCAACCCAGCAGAGUUACUCAAAGAAACAGAAAAAGCAACAGGGACGAGUGACUUAGAGGAGAAUCACAAUAAAAUCAUUGACGCACAACAAACCCUUGGGGAGUUAGUGAAGAAGAGUGGACAGCAACAGAAGACGGUGCAAGAGAUACAAUACAGAGUGCAAGGGUUAGAGAAGAGUGUUGGCGAGAAGAAAGAACAAGAGCGGCGACAGACUCGCUUGAACAACUUGAAAAUGAAAAGGCCUUGGGCGAUAUUUGAGGAAGCGCGAAAGAAGGCGGUUGACAUGAGAGACCAGAAGACUUUUGUUCAAAACAAAUUGAAGAAAUUGGAAGAGGAGAAUCGACCAGUGGAAGAAGAAUACGCCAAGGUGAAAGGAAAAAUUGAUUCGGAAGAGAAGAAGACACUUGACUCCAAUAGAAGCUAUGACAGCAAUGAAAAAGAGUACGGGAGAGUUGUUGGGAGAAAAGAAGAGUUGGACAACAAAAUCUCAUCGAAGAGGAAAGAGAUAGAGCUGACCAAAAAGCGACGAGACGAACGGGUAAAGACCUUGACCGACUUGACUGCACAAGUCGAAGUCUUACAAAAGAAGAUUGAUGAGUUACCUUCAUUGGAUGAACUCAAGGCACAAGCCGACUCGAGUUCAGUGGAACUUAAAAAGGUACGAGAAGAUAUCAUUAGCAUUAGUGAGAAGGACGGACAAGUCGAAGAGGAUAUACGAGAAAACAGUGGGAAAGUACUUCAACUGAAAAAGGAACUUGGGAAAUUGAAUGACAUCAAACAGAACCGAUUGAGAAAAGUGUUUGAUGUCGAUCCUAAUGUGUACCAGGCUUAUACUUGGAUCGAACAGAAUAGAAACAAAUUUGAAGCCGAAGUGUAUGGACCUGUCUCUGUCGAGCUCACGGUAUCCAAAGAUGAGUAUGCAAACUAUGUCGAAAUGGCAGUACCAACAAACGUUUUGAAAGGGUUUGUGGUCACUAACAAAGCCGACCAAGAGAGAAUUAUCUCCACUUUAAUUGAAGAGAAGGGGCUACAAAUUCAAGUGUUCAAACGCGAGGACCUCGACAACGAAGCGACACAAGCAACUCAAAUGAGAGUCGCAACAGAAUGUGGAGUUCUUGGGACGUUGGAUAGUGUUGUCAAUGGUCCCCGACCCGUUCUGAAAGUUGUUGAAGACUUUGCGGCGCUUUCAAAGAAGUUUAUUUGUACGAAGGAGACGGAAAAGAAUAUUGAGAAGAUUGCACCGGGUACUUAUUACACGCCGUCCUCUGUUAUUGUCAAAGUGAAGUCGCGGUAUUCGUCUGCUGUCUCGGACAAAGUCAAUAAUAUUCGAAAGGCAAGAUUUUUAUCAACAGCGAUCGACACGUCACGAAAGGAACAACUUGAGACGCAAAUUGUUGGGUUGGCGACAGCGAUUGAAGAGUCGAAGAAGAAGAGAGAGGGGUUCGCGACAGAAAUGAAACAAGUUGAGAACAAGAAGAGGGAGUUGUCUACUGUUGUUGAGAGUUAUUCGAGAGCGAAAGGAGAGAAGGAGAAAUUAGUGCGAAUGAAAAGCACGAAGCAGAAAGAAAUUAAGUCGCUUGACGCGGAUGAGGACCACGAGGAAAAGAUCGAGCAGCUGCAACACCAAGUUGUCUCGUAUCAAACCGAAGAGAAUGAAAUAGUGUUGAAGGUUGGGGCGUUACUGAUCAAAAUGGCGACUGCUCGGAUGGAAGCGAAUCCAUCGAAUUGUAUCAAUCGAAUAUUGAGAACAAAAUUGAACCAUCUGAAAAUACGGCUCAACGAGAAUAAGAAGAAUCGAAUUGAAGUUGAGGAGGAGAUCAAAAGGAUUGGAGACGCAUAUAUCAAAGCAAAGGACGAAGCGGUUCAGAAGAAAAAAGAAGCCGAGAAAGUCUGUGUGCUCAGCGACGAACUCAAUGAGAUAUUUACACAACUUCCAGACGACUUAAACGAGAUUGAAGAUGAGAUCCAGGCGGAGGAGAGUAAGUUAAAGUUUAGGACUGACAUUGAAGAUAAUGUGGAGCAAAUGUAUGAAGCUGCUAAGGAGGAGUUGAGUAUCAAAAUGGGUGAGAUGCAGUCGAUGACAGACGAAAUAAAGAAGAAAGAAGACGUUAUGAAUGUCAUCAAGAACGAGUGGCUUUCUAAAGUGAAGGAAGUAGUUACGAACAUUGACACGACGUUUAGAGUGUAUAUGAACCAAAUCAACUGCCGAGGGACUGUUGAGUUGGAAGAGAAAGAGGAAUUUGACAAGUACGGUAUUGUCAUUAAAACCCAAUUUCGAAAGGAGGGUUCCCUCCAACAACUCAACGCACAUACACAAAGUGGAGGAGAGAGGUCUGUUGCGACCAUGUUAUAUUUACUGAGUUUGCAAGAACAGACAUUUUGUCCGUUUAGGCUGGUUGAUGAAAUCAACCAAGGGAUGGACCCGUUGAAUGAAAGAAUGAUUUUCUCACAAAUAGUCAAGGCGGUGAACAAGGAGAACGCGCAACAAUACUUCUUGGUCACACCGAAACUGCUCAGCGAUUUACCAUUUGGAGAAAAUAUGACCGUACUCUGUGUCAUGAACGGAGUGAUCGACAACACACCAUACGAUUUUGGGAGAGUCAUCGACGCAUUGAAAGAGUCAAAUGAUUGA